Molecule: messenger RNA, 1269 nt
Organism: Nerophis lumbriciformis (worm pipefish)
Lineage: Eukaryota; Metazoa; Chordata; Actinopteri; Syngnathiformes; Syngnathidae
Source: RefSeq, a predicted model, not a curated record
AUGUUUAAGGCUGUUAUUUUAAUAGGGGGGCCUCAGAAAGGCACGAGGUUCAGGCCGCUCUCAUUUGAAGUUCCCAAACCUUUGUUUCCAGUAGCUGGUGUGCCCAUGCUCCAGCAUCACAUUGAAGCAUGUGCCAAGGUACCAAAUCUGAAGGAAGUCCUGCUCAUUGGGUUUUACCAGCCUAAUGAAGAACUCACUAGAUUCCUUUUUAAUGCCCAGCAAGAAUUCAAGAUUUCCAUUAGGUAUUUGCAAGAAUAUGCAGCCCUGGGUACUGGAGGGGGCAUCUAUCACUUCAGAGAUCAAAUCAUCGCUGGUGGCCCUCAGGCUUUCUUUGUUCUUAAUGCUGAUGUGUGCGCAGCCUUUCCUUUAACAGAGAUGCUCAGCUUCCAGAAAGAACACGGAGAACCGAAUAGCUUUGUCAUACUUGGAACAACGGCAAACAGGAAACAAUCGCUGAAUUAUGGCUGCAUAGUUGAAAACGAAGAAACGAAUGAGGUGUUGCAUUAUGUGGAAAAGCCGAGCACAUUUGUGAGCGACAUCAUCAACUGUGGUAUCUACCUAUUUAAUCCUGAGAUCUUCCAGCAUAUUGGAACAGUUUUCCAGAAAAAUCAACAAGACAUGAUGAUGGAGGAGACGAACAACGGCUGGCACAGAGCAGAAGCCAUCAGGUUGGAGCAGGACAUUUUCACUGCCCUGGCUGGACAGGGCAAACUCUACGUUUAUAAAACACUCCGAUUCUGGAGCCAGAUAAAAUCAGCAGGGUCUGCAAUUUAUGCAAGUCGGUUAUACCUCAACCAGUAUCACAAGACUCAUCCGGAAAGGCUGGCUGCAAACAAAGAAGGAGGCCCUAAAAUAAGUGGUAAUGUCUAUAUCCACCCUACUGCCAACAUUGAUCCCACUGCGGUGUUGGGCCCUAAUGUCUCCAUUGGCACAGGAGUUACUAUUGGUGCUGGGGUUAGAGUGCGUGAAUCCAUUAUCCUGCAUGGUGCGACUCUCCAGGACCACUGCUGUGUCUUAAACAGCAUUGUAGGAUGGGAUAGCACUAUUGGCAAAUGGGCACGAGUAGAAGGAACUCCCAGUGACCCAAACCCAAACGAUCCAUAUGCAAAGAUUGACAGCGAGACACUUUUCAGAGAAGGAAAACUCACCCCGUCCAUCACUAUUCUUGGUUGUAAUGUGUCCAUUCCCAGAGAGGUGAUAAUCCUCAACUCUAUUGUCCUGCCACACAAAGACCUCAACCGCAGCUUCAAGAACCAAAUUAUUCUGUAG